This is a messenger RNA of Oreochromis niloticus (Nile tilapia), 4081 nucleotides long. RefSeq names its product E3 ubiquitin-protein ligase TRIM21-like. NCBI's taxonomy places the organism in Eukaryota, Metazoa, Chordata, Actinopteri, Cichliformes, Cichlidae. Gene Ontology annotation, molecular function: zinc ion binding; protein binding. Bases 100 to 1740 code for a protein of 546 amino acids. The transcript is spliced from 2 exons. The record is from RefSeq and is a predicted model, not a curated record.
UAAACGUGUGAAGGAGCAGAGCUGCAGUUGUGUCCUAUUUGUCUCUGAAAGAAGUUUCAGCCGAGUCCAUCAGAUUUCUCUCAGCAACAGAGUGCAGACAUGGCUGCUGCCAGCAAUCCACAAUCUGAAGAUCAAUUUCUGUGCUCCAUCUGUCACAAUGUGUUCACUGAUCCAGUCUCUACACCAUGUGGACACAACUUCUGCAAAAACUGCAUCACUCAGCACUGGAACACUAAUGACAGACAUAAGUGUCCUAUGUGUAACAAGGUGUUCAAGAGACGACCUGAACUAGACAUCAACACUUUGUUCUCUGAGAUGGUUGCUCAGUGCAGACGUGAAGCUCAGCAGAAAGCCAGCAGCAGCUCAGAGCAACAAGCUGCCAAACCAGGAGAAGUUCCCUGUGACGUCUGCACUGGAACCAGACUGAAGGCCCUGAAGUCCUGCCUGGUGUGUCUUACCUCCUACUGUCAGACUCACCUGGAGCCUCAUCUGACAGCUACAAGUCUGAAAAGACAUCAGCUGAUUGAGCCUGUGGAGAACCUGGAAAACAGGAUUUGUAGGAAACACGAUAAACAUCUGGAUGUGUUCUGUAAGACCGACCAGACAUGUAUCUGCAUGCUCUGCUAUGUUUUAGAUCACAAGAACCACGAGUUUGUUCUUCUGAGAGAAGAAUAUGAAGGAAAGAAGGCAGAGCUGGAGAAGACAGAGGCUGAGAUUCAGCAGAUGAUCCAGAAGAGACGACUGAAGAUUCAGGAGAUCAAAGAGUCGGUGAAGAUGAGCAAAGAUGCUGCAGACAGACAGAAAGCAGAAGGUGUUCAGGUCCUCACGGCUUUGAUGGAGUCUGAGAGACGCCUGAAGGAGCUCAUAAAGGAGAUCGAAGACAAACAGGAAACUACAGAGAAACAGGCUGAAGGUGUCAUCAAAGAUCUGGAACAGGAAAUCUCUGAGCUGAUGGAGAGAAGCUCUGAGGUGGAGCAGCUCUUACACUCUGAAGACCACCUCCACCUCCUCCAAAGCUUCUCGUCCCUGAAAGCUGCUCCACCCACCAAGGACUGGACAGAGGUCAGAGUCCGUCCACCAUCAUAUGAGGGGACUGUGGUGAAAGCUGUGGAGACACUCAGGAAACACAUGAAGAAGCUGUUUGAGGCUGCAGAGCUGAAGAGGGUCCAGCAGUAUGCAGUGGAUGUGACUCUGGAUCCUGAUACAGCACAUCCUAAACUCAUCCUGUCUGAUGAUGGAAAACAAGUGUAUCAUAGUGAUGUGAGGAAGAAAUUUCCAGACAACCCAGAGAGAUUUUCUCAGUGUGUUAAUGUUUUAGGAGAGCAGACCUUUUCCUCAGGCAGGUUUUACUUUGAGGUUCAGGUUAAAGGAAAGACCGACUGGACUUUAGGAGUGGCCAGAGAGUCGAUCAACAGGAAGGGACAAAUCAAAGCGAGUCCUCAGAAUGGUUUCUGGACUGUAGCACUCAGAAAUACAAAUGAGUACAGUGCUUGUGCAGGUCCUUCCAUCCCCCUCUGUCUUCACCCUGGUCCUGAGAAGGUGGGGGUGUUUGUGGAUUAUGAGAAGGGUCUGGUCUCCUUUUAUGAUGUAGGUGCUGCAGCUCUGAUCUACUUCUUUACUGGCUGCUCCUUCACUCACAAACUCCACCCAUUCUUCAGUCCCUGUAACAAUAAUGGUGAUAAAAACUCUGCACCUCUGAUCAUCUGUCCUGUCAAUCAAACUGAGUCGAACAAUGAUUGAUUUUAUCUGAUGAACUGAUCGAUAGUUCAUCAAACAUAUUCCUUUUUGUUCCAUUAAAAGGAAUAUGUUCCUUUUAAUGGAACAAAGGAACAUACUCAGUGUAAAUACUCUACAGUUUCCAUGUUUUCUAUAGAAUCUGAUUACUGUGGACUCAGAUUUACUCUUUCAGUUUAUUCCUCAUGGAAUAAUUUGAAGAAACUUGAAGAAAACUUGAAUGACAAAAUGUUCCCACUAAUCGAGACUCGAGCUGAAUAUCAGACAAUAAAUGUCAGAAACCUUAAAUUAACAAAAACGUUUGUUAGAUUAUUUUAAUUAAAACGAGGCAUUCAGAGUUCAUCUGAGGGGCAGCUAUGUUAGCUAGAAGUGGUUUGGUUAUUUUGGGUCUGUGUGAGGAUUUUGUAUCUGUUCAGUGCAAACUGAUGGAUAAUAUUAAAACAAAUCUGAGAAUAUUCAUCCAUCCGUUUUCUUCUUUCUCGGGUACCUGUUAGAAACCUUCUCUUAUGAAGUGAGACACAGAGUAAUAAACUGCAACUCCUUUAUUUAAAAUAAGCACACAGUGAACAUCUGUGCAAUUCCUCCAACAUUAUCCUGGGAACAGAUAUGUGUGUGAUGCUCCUACAGAGAAACAGUUACUUGGUGUACUUGUACAUGAUUGUAACUAUGCUCUGGAUAACAGAGGAACCACAGAUAGGGACAGAGAGUCAGAUACAUGCCUUCAGCUUUACUGCACUGUAGUAUGUUUUAUAUCAUAUGCCUCCUGUUUAUGCUACACUCUUAUAUAAUAUGUACACUGUCUGGGUUUACAACAUAUCUGGUGAUAUACGUAGAUGGUCUUGGUUGGAGCAGUGUCGAUCGGCCUCUGGACCAGUUUCCUCAGACAGGGAAUGAAGCAGCAUCCACAGACAGUCGGCAACACCUCCACAACUGCAACAGUGAUAGAAAAAUUCUUAAAGUUAUGCAACACUCUUCAACAGUAAGCUGAAGGGAUGUAUCUCUGUCUCUGUGUCCUCCUCUGUGGCUCCUCUGCUAUCUGUUAUCCAAGUAGUUAAAGUCAUGUUCAGUACAACAAGUGACGCUCUGUAAGAGCAUCUAAUAUAAUUCCUUUUGUUAACAAAGUGAAAGGGAGAGGAGAACUGAGCUCCUUCAGCUGUUGGAAGCUAAAGGAGCUUUUUUGUGACCUCUUUGUGAAACGAAAUACAAACAUUUGAUAAUUAAGGAAUUCAUUUCUAAAUUUCAAAUCUUUCAGACCACCAGGUACGGAUGAACACAAUCAAAUACAGACCUGAAAUAAACAAACAGAAUGACAUGAUAAGCUCUGGGACUUCUAGAUGUUUCCUGUAUAGCAUAUUGGUUGUCCAUGUAGGCAGGGGUAUCAAACAUAAAGCCCAGGGGUCAGAAUUGGCCCAGCAAGGACUCCAAACUGGCCCACUGGACUUUUUUGUGGAGGAGGAAUUAAACUUUAGACUUUAUCUGUGUUUUCAAAACUUUUGCUGACUGAUAAAGACCUCCCCCAUCAAAGUAAUUUAAUAAAAGAUUUUUAUAAUUUUAUUUUAUUUUAUUUUUUUAUUAUUUUACACAUUUGUUUUUACACAUUUUAUGCCCAAAGACUCAUGCUGACAGGUCCAGACUUCAUUUGUUAUUUCUAUAAUGCAGAACACACCCACACACACUCAAUGUUUUUCAUGCAGCACAACCAAAAACAUCUCUUAAAAAACAGUAACACUGCAACAGAAAUACUGAGCACAUCGUAAUAAAAUCACCCUAAGCAUCAUUACAAUAUUAUAUAAUCAUAUUUACACACAUACACUAUAAACCUACACUGUAAUGUUUAUUUAUAUGGGAAUCACCAUGUUAAGCAUUUAACUUAUAUAUUUGAUAUAGUUAGGUCAAGUAUUAUUCACAUGUAUAAGAUUAUGCCACUUGCUUUAUGAGCACCUGUUGAUGCAGACUGCUUGUUGUAAGAUUUAAUAAUUAGGAUUAAUGUGUGAUGUUUGAUCAUGUUGUGACCUAUUUUAAUAAGGAAAAGCAAAGAUUAUUCAAAGGUUGCCCAUCUGCGGAUGGCCCCUAUCCAAACUCCUGACCAGCCCCUUGGCCAGUACCUGACCCUGCACCAGCUGUUUUUGGUUGGAGGAAGUUACCCAGCAGCAGGAGGAUGAGUUACUGGCUCCUAUAAAAGAGGGACCAGAGAAGCCACCAGGGCUUCUUCUCUGUCUGUCUCUGUGUGGCUCUGCUGUCUUUCAUUAAGGAUCUACACCCCAGGGUUUGCUUUCCUGUGUGUUGUCUUGCUGUUCUGUGUAUGUACUAGCUUGCUGUUCAUAUGAUUCUGUUUAUUAAACUCUGU